Molecule: messenger RNA, 836 nt
Organism: Leptinotarsa decemlineata (Colorado potato beetle)
Lineage: Eukaryota; Metazoa; Arthropoda; Insecta; Coleoptera; Chrysomelidae
Source: RefSeq, a predicted model, not a curated record
AUGUUUCUUACGCUCGUACAGGCAAAGUGUUUAUCAGUGAAUAGUGUAGCGGAAAAUUUUAUUCGAUAACAAUGCCCAAGCACAGAAAACGGAAAAUCAAAGAGUUCCAAAGCAGAAUUAGGAGGAAAAUAAGAAAAUUAGAACUAAUGUUGGAUAAAUUAUCCUCAAGUGAGUCAGACUCUUCUGAAAGCACACAGGAUACAUCAGAUUCACAAGAAUCAGUUUUAUCUGCACAAAGUCAGAGUGUUCAGCAAGUUUGCCAGCCGUCAGAUCUUCCCAACCAGCAAGAACAUCCGGAAUUCUCCAUUGAAGCCCUCCUUGGGUCAAGGCCACAAAAUGAAACAGAGGAAGGGGCAGAAAUAGCUCCUGAGUUGGCCGUACGGUGGGAGUCGUUCCUUUUAUGUGGUUUAGACAAAGAGGUUCGAAAAAAGUUACUAGAACAGUGGAUUGUGCCCCGAAACUGUGAAGGUUUACGGGUUCCAAGUCUAAACCCAGAGGUCCAGGCGCUAUUAGCUCCAAUAGACCUGAAAAAAAACAAGUUCAUAGAGAACCUCCAAGAAAUAAUAAGGAAAGCCGAAGGAAUAGCUCUUACAAAAAUCCUAGAACAUAGCAAUACUGAGCCUUCGAUCACCCAAGCCUUAGUGGAUUCCGGAAAAUUACUGACAGACAUGUUUCAUAAUAUUUCACUACACAGAAAGUAUCAACUCUACAAAUAUUUUAAUGAUGCUGUUGAAAAAAUUGCAUCUCAACAAAAAAUUGACACCUAUUUGUUGGGUUCCGACUUUACUGAAAAAUGCAAAUUAGCAAAAACAGUNCGGGCCCGGGGGCCCCUUUAG